Molecule: messenger RNA, 2634 nt
Organism: Nezara viridula (southern green stink bug)
Lineage: Eukaryota; Metazoa; Arthropoda; Insecta; Hemiptera; Pentatomidae
Source: the annotation of a GenBank genome assembly
UGAAAGUUUACAUUGAAACUUGCGUUCGUUUGUGUGUAAUUGGAAUUUAAUUAAAGUUAAUAAUUAACCGCUGUUCUUUUGAUUCUAAAACGUUUUAUUUAUGAAAUAGAUUCAAGUCCUCAGAUUAAAUAUUUCCUUAAUGUAUAACAAUAAUUAUGAAAAUAACUGAUCGUUUCAUGGUUAUGUGUCCAUUGCUGAAAAUAGGGAAUAAUUUUUAAAAAAGUUAUCUAUGACUAAGAAGAAAUUAUUUUAAAAUACCAUUUAUUAGUAAAUAUUGUUUUAAUUAAAGUUAUAUUAAAAUGACAUCCAUAAUUAAGUUCCAUGCUUUAUCUGGAGUUAUGGAUGAAUCUCCACCAUGUUAUAUUUUGCAAGUUGAUGAAUUUCGCUUUUUACUAGACUGUGGCUGGGAUGAGCACUUUAACCAGGAUUAUAUCAAAGAACUUAAGAGACAUGUUCAUUUAAUCGAUGCAGUUUUGCUUACUUAUCCUGACCACUUACAUUUGGGAGCAUUACCCUACUUAGUUGGAAAAUGUGGACUUAGUUGCCCUGUAUAUGCAACUAUUCCAGUUUACAAGAUGGGACAAAUGUUUAUGUACGAUUUAUAUCAGUCUCGUUAUAAUAUGGAAGACUUCAAUGUGUUUAGCCUUGAUGAUGUUGACGCUGCAUUUGAUAAAGUUGUUCAGUUAAAAUAUAACCAAUCAGUAACAAUGAAGGGGAAAUGCUAUGGACUUAGCAUUGUUCCUAUGCCAGCUGGUCAUAUGAUAGGAGGAACAAUGUGGAAAAUCAUGAAGACUGGGGAAGAAGAUAUUAUAUAUGCUAUCGAUUUUAAUCACAAAAAGGAAAGACAUCUCAAUGGUUGUGACCUAGAAAGAUUGCAGAGGCCAUCAUUGCUUAUAACUGAUGCAUUUAACGCAACUUAUCAGCAAGAACGAAGAAGAGCAAGAGAUGAAAAACUUAUGACAACAAUUCUUCAAACAUUAAGUAAUAAUGGUAACAUUCUUAUUGCUGUUGAUACUGCUGGUCGCCUUUUGGAGUUGGCACACAUGCUGGAUCAACUUUGGAGGAAUAAAAAUUCUGGUUUACAGAUUCACCCUUUAUGCCUUAUUAAUAAUGUAAGUUAUAAUGUUGUCGAAUUCGCUAAAUCUCAAAUAGAAUGGAUGAGUGAUAAAUUAAUGAAAAGCUUUGAAGCUGUUCGUAAUAAUCCUUUUCAAUUUAAACAUAUACGUUUAUGUCAUAGUGUUUCAGAGCUUAACAAAAUUCCUUCUGCAAAAGUAGUUCUUGCCAGUAUGCCUGAUCUUGAAUGUGGAUUUGCUCGUGAAAUAUUUUUUCAAUGGGCCUCUGAUUCUAAAAACAGCAUUGUUCUAACAUCAAGAUGUUGUGAAGGUACACUAGCAAGAGAUUUAUUAGACAAUGGUGUUGGAAGGACCAUUCAAAUCACUGUUAAAAAAAGAGUUCGUCUUGAAGGGGAAGAAUUAAAGGAAUACUUAAAAGCACAUAAAAAAACUAAUGACAAAAAUGAAGAAAAGGAAAGUUCUGAGUCAGAAGAUGAAAUCCAAUUGCUCAGUGUCACCAAAGGUAGUCAUGAUUUAGUUAUUAAGCAAGAACGAAGGAAAAAAAACCAAAAAUCUUUAAAGAAAUUUUAUCCAAUGUUUCCUUUCAUUGAUCGUAAAGUUAAAUUUGAUGAAUACGGUGAAUUUGUGCGCAUAGAAGAUUACAAAGCUCCUGAUACCGCUAAACGUCCUCCUGAAAAAAAGUCUAAAAAGAAGGAUGAUGAUAUUUUAGAUCCUGCCGAUAUUCCAACCAAAUGUGUUUCUUAUGAGAAGUCACUAACUGUAAAUGCUCAAGUUCAAUACAUAGAUUUUGAAGGAAGAUCUGAUGGAGAAUCAGUACAGAAAAUAAUCACUCAGUUGAGACCAAGAAGAGUAAUACUUGUCCGUGGUACCUCAGAAAAUACGGAAGCUUUAGAGAAGCAUCUUUUGCAAUGGUCUGAGGCUAAAAUAUUCUGCCCGAAAAAAGGUGAUAUAGUGGAUGCUACCACUGAAAGUCAUAUAUAUCAAAUAAGAUUGACAGAUUCUUUAGUAUCUUCAUUACACAUGCAAAAAGGUAAAGAUUCAGAGCUUGCAUGGAUUGAUGCUAUUACCAAAUACCGUCAGAAACCCUCUGACACUAUGCAGUCGACAGAAGAAAUGGAAGUUGAAGAAGAUGGUAAUUACAGCAUUUACAAUGAUGACUACUUAACUCUGGAACCUCUCCCCUUAACUGAAGUCAAUCCUCAUCAAGCAGUGUUUAUAAAUGAGUUAAAAUUAUCAGACUUGAAACAAAUUUUAUCUCGUAAUGGUAUAGAAUCUGAAUUCUCUGGUGGUGUAUUGUGGUGCUGUAAUGGUACUAUUGCUAUUCGAAGGUUGGAGUCUUCUAAAGUGUACUUAGAAGGGUGGAUUUCAGAAAAUUACUAUAGAAUUAGAGAAAUUUUAUAUGGACAAUAUGCAAUUUUAUAAGUAUUAAUUAUUUCAUGAUUUGUUUUAUGAAGUAUGCCAUUUGUUAAUCCUGGAUACCUAUUUCAUAGACCAGAACUUUUUUCAAAUUGAAAGUUAUUUAUUGAUUACUUAAUUUUAUAAGCUGAUUAAUUAAUCCUGG